UAUGAGGCUUAUUUCACAGCACAUCUGUCGUUACCAUGGUGACGUUAGAGGUGGUGAUACUCAACAGACCGAGUCGAAAUUGUAGCAACACGACAAGGUACGUCACCAUUGUACAUAUAAACUGAGGGAAAUAAAAGACAUUUGUUACUUCAAACACAACAGAACGGACCUCAGAGCCAGCCUGGACGCAGAGUCCAGAGGAAAAAUCCUCUGCCCCCAUCGGGGAUCGAACCCCAGUUUAAAUGUACAGACAGUCGUAAUUUAUUUAGUCAUUAAGCAUUUGGUAGAUUUGUUUGAAUCCGUUCCUUAUGGCAUAAAUUAUGCAACGUGCAUUACAGGAUUACUAUCCCAACAUCUUCCUGAAGAGACUGUGGGAAAACUACAAAACCCCACAGAUAGAGUGGAUUUAAACUCCUGAACUAAAGGUUUGCCACCCUGGACUUUAAGUACAGGAAUUAAUCAUUUAAGGGCAUUCUACAGCAACACGCAACCGGCUGGAUUGCACGACACAGAAGGAGCUGUUUCACAGACAUGUUUAACGUAUCAGCACAGAUCUCGCAAUUGCCCGAUGAAAAGCGACAGGUAUUUUGGAAAGUGAAGACUUUGGGGAGGCUGAACCAAAUCACGGAAAACGACCGCAUCCAUAAGGAAGUCAGAUUUCCAAUAAUUAUGCUCCGGUUAUUGGGAGUGCUGCCAAUUCAGACUUCAUCCAUCACAGGUGAGAGUGAGGUGAAGGUGCGGUCCCCGAUAAUGCUGUACUCCGCUGCGGUGGUUGGUCUUGUGACCGCGGGCACACUCUUCAUGGUGAACGACAGAUUCUGGCGCGUAGUGGACCAGAACAGCUCCUUCGGAGACAAAGUGCUGGAGACAGCGAACAUCAUUUUCUUCCUACCCGUCAUUCUAGUUCCAUUCACUCACUGGUUCGAGUGUGGGAAAAAGGCGAGAUUCGUGAACAGCUGGCGCAGAAUGCAGACGAACUUCCGUGACGUGACCGGAAAGCCGUUGUCGCUCGACCUGACCAGGGCGAUACGGAAGGUGAAAGCGUCGGUGGCUGUCAUCGUGACCGUUCUGACGACGCUCCUGUUCGUCAUGCAGCGAGGCUUCACCUGGUGGCAGGGUCUGUGUUUCGCGUACUGCGUGUGCCUAAGCGUCAUCACGACGGGAACCUGGGGUACAAUGGGCAGAGCGCUUGAGCUGGCCGCGGAACGCGUCAUAACGGAGCUACAGCUGUGCGUGCGUGUGCGCAUGUACCACUGCGCAGACCACGUGCGCCGCUUCAAGUCCCUGUGGGUAAAGCUCAGUCUGCUGACCCAGGAGUUCGGGACGUCGCUCGGGUACAGCUACGCCUGCAACCUCCUGGUCUUCUUCGUCCAGCAGGUGCUCGCCGUCUACGGGAUCCUCUCUGAGAUGGGUCGCGGCUUCGACGUUGUCAACUCAACCUUCGCCGUCAGCGCCAUCAUGUUCACGUACGCCAUAUUUGUCAUUUGUGACGCCGGGCAACUGGCUACUGAGCAGGUUGGUGAGGCCUUCCAAAUAAAAUUACAAACACUGUGUGACGAAUUUCCACACAGCUGGAGUGAAACUAGAUACGAGAUAACACUGUUCCUACAAGCGAUUGCUACAAAUUCACCUAAAAUUACAUUCUGCAGAUUUGUGGAAGUGAACAGAGGACUCAUAGCAUCGCUGAUGGCUGCCAUGGUGACGUACCUAGUCGUCCUGAUGCAAUUCCAGAUGAGCUGGAAACAGCCCUGUGCACAAGUUUGCAUCGCCAAUCUAUCUGCUACAUGUUCCUGAAGCGCUGACCACAAAAAAAAACCCAAAACGAAACCAAAUAAAUCAAGUCGAAUUACGAAAAA
Messenger RNA from Zootermopsis nevadensis, 1856 nucleotides. The record is from RefSeq and is a predicted model, not a curated record. Lineage: Eukaryota; Metazoa; Arthropoda; Insecta; Blattodea; Termopsidae.